Pneumocystis jirovecii RU7 is the source of this 1812-nucleotide messenger RNA. Its product is annotated as DNA topoisomerase 3. Lineage: Eukaryota; Fungi; Ascomycota; Pneumocystomycetes; Pneumocystales; Pneumocystaceae. Bases 1 to 1812 code for a protein of 603 amino acids. Gene Ontology annotation, cellular component: nucleus. The transcript has 11 exons. The record is from RefSeq and is a predicted model, not a curated record. Gene Ontology annotation, biological process: DNA topological change. Gene Ontology annotation, molecular function: DNA binding; DNA topoisomerase type I (single strand cut, ATP-independent) activity.
AUGAAAAUCCUUUGCGUUGCGGAAAAACCGUCAAUUGCAAAAACAAUUUCAAAUAUUCUUGGAGGUGGAAAUGUUCACACAAGAAAAACAAAAGAUAUUUAUAACAAAAAUUAUGAUAUUCACUUUAAAUUUAAUUUUAACUGGGGCGACAGUUCUGUUACAUUUACAUCUGUUAGAGGGCAUUUAUUAGAAUGGGAAUUCGAAGAAACAUUUAGAAAGUGGAAUACAUGUAAUCCUUUAAGUUUAUUUGAAGCAAAAAUCAUCACGACAAUCAAUAAAGAAAUGAAAAGUAUUCAUGAAAACCUUUUAAAAGAAAGUAAAUAUGCAGAAGGACUUUAUAUUUGGACAGAUUGCGAUAGAGAAGGUGAAUAUAUUGCUGCAGAAAUCGUUAAUAUAGUACGAGAGGCGAAUCCAAAGAUUGAAAUAAAACGUGCACAUUUUAAUAAUCUUGAAAAAACACAUAUUUUAAAAGCUGCUCAUCAACCCUUCAAUAUCGAUCAAAAACAAGUUAAUGCAGUUGCUGCACGUAUAGAAUUUGAUUUAAGAAUAGGAUCAGCGUUUACACGUUUUCAAACUUUAUCAUUACAAAAUUUUGAACCUUUAGCAAAAGAGAUAGUUAGCUAUGGUUCAUGCCAAUUUCCAACUCUUGGUUUUGUAGUUGAUAGAUGGAAACGAAUCGAAAAUUUUGUUCCUGAAAAAUUUUGGUCUAUUAAAAUUUAUUUUCAUAAUUAUCAAACAUCAUUUAAUUGGAAACGAAUUAGACUUUUUGACAGACUUUCUGUUAAAAAUGUUUUACAAAAACCAAAGAGAAGGAAACCAUAUCCACUUACAACAGUUGAACUUCAAAAACAAGGAGUAAAAUACUUGGGAUUAUCUUCAAAAGACAUAAUGAAAAUAGCAGAGACUCUUUACACAAAAGGCUUUAUAAGCUACCCAAGAACAGAAACAGACCAGUUUAGCGAUGAUAUCGAUUUACAUAGUUUGAUUCGAAAACAAAUAAAUGAUGAGCAAUGGGGUAGUUAUGCUCAAAGUUUAUUAAAUGGGAAGUUUUCUCAUCCUAGAAAAGGAAAAAAUGACGAUAAAGCACAUCCCCCAAUUCAUCCUAUAGCUUAUGUAAAAAAAAACACAUUAAGAUCUGUUGAUGAAUAUAAAGUUUAUUCUUUUAUUGUUAGACAUUUUCUUGCCUCUUGUUCUCAAAAUGCACAGGGAAAACAAACUACAGUUAUUGUACAGUGGGGAAAUGAAUUUUUUUCAACAUCAGGUCUUGUUGUAUUAGAGAAAAAUUACUUAGAUAUUUAUUUAUAUGAAAAAUGGAAUUCAUCUACUUGUUUACCUAUUUUUAACGAAGGAGAAGUAAUAGCAUUCGAUUAUAGUGAAAUGUCAGAAGGGAAAACAGAACCUCCAGCGCAUUUAACUGAAUCAGAAUUAAUCAACUUAAUGAAUAUUAAUGGAAUUGGUACAGAUUCUACUAUAGCAGAACAUAUUCAAAAAAUUAUUGAUCGAAAAUAUGUAUUUAGGCAACUUAAAAAUAUUAAAAAUCAUAAGAACAGAGAUAAAAUUUAUGAAUUUGUACCUAGUACAUUAGGCAUAGCAUUAGUAGAUGGUUACGAUAAAAUUGGGUUUAAUCAAAGUUUGACUAAACCCUUUCUACGAAAAGAGAUGGAAUUGAAAUUAAAAAAUAUAUGUAAUGGUAAAUCCUCAAAAGAAGAAUUUCUAAAAGAUGUUAUUAGUCAAUAUAAAGACUUAUUUAUUAAAGCCAACCAACAAGUUGAUAUUUUGAAAGAGUCCGUUCGUCGAUAUCUAAAUAUUUAA